This is a messenger RNA of Coregonus clupeaformis (lake whitefish), 1679 nucleotides long. RefSeq lists its product as uncharacterized. The record is from RefSeq and is a predicted model, not a curated record. The coding region runs from base 246 to 971 and encodes 241 amino acids. Gene Ontology annotation, molecular function: tumor necrosis factor receptor binding. Gene Ontology annotation, biological process: immune response. Lineage: Eukaryota; Metazoa; Chordata; Actinopteri; Salmoniformes; Salmonidae. The transcript has 4 exons. Gene Ontology annotation, cellular component: membrane.
AGGCCUACAUUAUGUGGUCUUGUAAGGCGUGGCAACUGUAGAGAAGUUUAGCCCACAUUAUGAGUAAUAGACCAUGGUAGGGACAAAUAUAGUCUAUAGCCUAUGCAAGACGGGAUUUUCCUGCUGCAGUCAUGCAGGGAAUGGCAUUGUCAACGCAACUGAGUAGUGUAGGUGGUACCAUAACUGUAUAAAUUUGGAUGCAUUUCAUGAAGAAAUAUUAGGCUACUUUAUAGUCGUGUUCUGAUAUGGAGACGUGCGCGCUGAAUAGCAAUAUCCCCCAAGACGCAGUAAUUUCAAUGGCGCAGCAAGAGUCCGUUCUUGUCUUGCUCAAACACUGUCAAGAGAUGAGGCGACAUGAGAGUCUCUUGCGUUUUUUCACGGUAUUCUUGGUUAUUGGUUGUGCAGCUGUAUUUUUCUUUACGUACCAUGUGAUCAGAGACAGUAAUCAGAAGGAUACAUUUAAUCCUGCAGAAUACUCACGACAGCAAGAUCGUCAAGGACAGAAUCUGAAGAAGCCAAAUGCUCACCUGACAACACCAACAAGCUGCAACAACUCAGUGCCUGCAGAAUACAUCCAAUGGGAUCACCAAGACACCGGCUUGGUGCACAUGCAGGAUUUCACCUAUGACGAGAAGAAGCACGCUCUGGUUGUUCCUCGGGGAGGCCGAUACUUUGUCUAUGUGGGGAUCAACUUUAGAAUGCCGGAUAAGGAUGAGGUAUCUAGAGAGGUCCAAUUACUUAGCCUGAAAGUCCUGAAAUACUCCAAGAGCUACGAAGAUAAUCGCCCUAUCAUGGAAGUAAGGGAUAGUUUACCAGACGAUGGGAGAAGAGAGACAAGGACAGUGUACACAGGACAGGUGGUCACUCUGGAGGAAGGGGACCUCCUGCGGGUGUCGAUUUAUGAAGACAAUUAUGAACUGAUUGACUGUUCAGGAGAGACCACCAUGUAUUUUGGUGCUUUUCUCCUCUAGACAAGGAGAACGUGUCUAUGCCAAAAAUAUGCAGUUUUUGUGGAUUUUAAUUUUUUUAUUUCCAUGCAUACUUUUAGUAAGAUCAGUGCAUUUAUGUCUCAAGGCACAAUCCUUAUGGGUUUGGGGAUACAAAACACCUGUAACAUGCAGGUAUUAGUUUGUAAGGCUUUCCAUCUGACAAAGCUGACCUAUUUAAAUGUUUUAAUAAAUGUAUUAAUACAUUGAUUUCAUAGUAUGUACCGUUUGCUACCCAUCUCCCUUCUUGAUCAAGAUUAAUUAAAUUGUUGUUCAAGAAUUGUUGUUAAAUACCUUAUUAGGAUUUUAUAGAGUGUGGAGUGUAGUUCAAAUCCUAACUUGAUAUACAUGCACAUGUCAAACCUUUGCCUAACUCUUGAAUGCAAGUGUUGUGCAAGGGUCAAGGUAGGAUUUGACCUGUAGGCUACGGCCACACAGAGACAUAUGAAGAUGUAUGAAAAUGCAUGGGCAUCAUCAUUUUCUUUUUUUGGUCCAUUCAAAGUUUAAUUCCAGUCAACUAUUGUUGAAUACCCAAUACGCACAAAGAUUGAUAUACUGUGCGUUCUCUGUUGUCCAUCACCUGUUAACGGAUUACUCCCAUAGAAAACCCAUUGGCUGUAAGCAGUCUUACUUUGUCCAUAGACUGCUUACAGGGUAAGGAAACCAAUAUAUAAUUUUUGUAAUUGGGGUGAG